AUGUUUGAAUCAAGUAUCGAAGACUAUCUCAAUAAUACCACGCAUACAGACUGGUCUAUUCUUUCGAUUUUAGAACAUGUGGACUCCAAAAAGAAAAUUUAUAUUGAUGAUAUUGGCGACCUCAAAUAUGCUAUUUAUAGCUCGUUGCGACGCUACAGACGGCGAAAGAAUAUUCUAUCAAGGGUUAACUCAAAAAUAAGAGAAGACGAGGAGGACCUGCAAGUUUUAGUACGACGAAAUAUGACAGCCACAUACACUGUUGAAGCACUUAAAGACUACCGCCGCAACAAGAAUACACAGAGGCAGCUGCAGUCGGAAGAUAUUGACCAUACGGAAACACUGAACAACGCCUCGCUGCAAAAUGCUCUGGAUAGUGAGCUGGACAAUAUAUUAGAUGAGAACAUCCAAACAUUAGCAAGAAAGAGACGAGGUGAAGAACUGCCUUCAACACCACCAAAUAAGAUCAGAACAUUUAAUGUGGACGCUUUUCAACGAGAGCAAAAUUCAUUAUCCAAUUACGGAGAGUCUGAUUCUGACUCUGGUCCUGAAGUCGUGAAAAGCAUCCCGCUUACGAAUGUCCUUCUGGAUGUUUCUCCUUUUGAACAACGAACAUCAGCCAUUUUCGUUGAGUCUGUUGAUAUAGAUGAAGUUGGUACCGAUUCAAGCCUAUCCUUG
Molecule: messenger RNA, 675 nt
Organism: Paraglomus occultum
Lineage: Eukaryota; Fungi; Glomeromycota; Glomeromycetes; Paraglomerales; Paraglomeraceae
Source: the annotation of a GenBank genome assembly